AUAAACAACGAGUUUUUCCGCUAACUUGUGGCUGCUGUGACAGUAGUAGUCGCAUUAGUACAUUUUUUCUCAUAUUAUUCAGUUUUAAUUGCUCUAUUUUUAUUAUUAAUUUAUUUUUAAUUCAACAGAUAUUCUGCGUUUUGGUGAAACUUUGUAUUUUUACUGAAAACCAUGUCGGACGCUUUGUCUGACGACGGCAGCGACUUCAACCAGGAUGACACCCAGGAGGAUGUUAUGACCCCGGCCGAGCUGAUCGCUAAACUGGAAGAAGCUUGGCUAAAUGAGAAGUUCUCACCGGAGUUGCUGGAGAACAAAUCAGAGGUGGUGGAGUGUGUGAUGGAGCAGCUGACUCAUAUGGAGUCCAACUUGCAGCGGGUGAAGAAAGGCGAUGCAAAGGCCAGCAUCCAUCGCAUGGAAAUAGACAGGAUCCGCUACGUUCUCAGCAGCUACCUGCGCUCUCGUCUGCAGAAGAUUGAAAAGUAUUUCCCACAUGUCUUGGAGAGAGAGAAGUCUCGGGGUGAGGGCGAGCCAUCUCUGCUGUCGCCUGAGGAGUUUGCUUUUGCCAAAGAGUAUUAUGCCAACACAGAAAGCUACCUGAAGGCUGUAGCACUGAAGCGCAUGCCAGCCAAUGUACAGACUAUGGAUAUGCUCAAAGCAGUGCCUGAGCCCUGCCUGGACUCCUUUGUGUUUCUGCGAGUGAAAGAGAGACAGGAAAACAUCCUGGUAGAGCCUGAAACGGAGGAUCAGAGAGAGUAUGUCGUGGAUCUCGAAGAGGGCUCUCAACACCUAAUGCGUUAUCGAACUAUAGCUCCACUUGUGUCAAGUGGAGCUGUGCAGUUGAUAUGAAUGCAAAGGUUGCUUGUUACUUUGGAUCCAGGAGACAUUCCUGAAAUAAAGACUGCACAGAGAUCACAUCAGGAAG
Messenger RNA from Pundamilia nyererei, 922 nucleotides. RefSeq names its product GINS complex subunit 4 (Sld5 homolog) (gene gins4). Gene Ontology annotation, cellular component: GINS complex. Lineage: Eukaryota; Metazoa; Chordata; Actinopteri; Cichliformes; Cichlidae. The record is from RefSeq and is a predicted model, not a curated record. Bases 172 to 846 code for a protein of 224 amino acids. Gene Ontology annotation, biological process: double-strand break repair via break-induced replication; DNA-templated DNA replication. The transcript has 8 exons.